AUGGACUACGAAGUUCAGUCUCAGAUUCCGCUCGAACAACGGGAAGCUCUUCGAACGCAAGACGGCAUCAACAUCCCAUCCGCUUGCACUGAACAGUCAUCCACAAUCCCAGACUCCAUCUCACCCGCUCCUCCUGCACCCGCUGACGGACAGUCGUACACAACCGCCGAACUUACCUCACUUUUCACGUCCCUCGAAACUCGUCUCACAGGAUACGCUGAAGCUUUGCUAGGAGUAGGCGAGUGUCUGGAUUCUUUGCAAUUGCAGAUCAAGGAGCUCCGUGAGAGCAUUCAUGGGAACAACAGGGUUGAGGAAAGUGACUCUGAAUCCGAGGCGGAAGUGAAACCUAAGCAGCAAGCGAAUGAAGGUGUUGGCGCCGAUGAGCAUGGCAUCGGGGCUGGGGGCGAUGGAAACGUAGGAGUGGAGGGCGUGGAAGAGGAGAGAAGGGUGAUCGAUGGAUCGAGAACAGUAAAUACGGAGACCGAUGCUGAUGAGAACGGGCUUGGAAACAUGAUCAGCGGAUUUGUGUUCGGUGACGAUGAGCCAAAAGAGUCUGCGUUUUGA
This is a messenger RNA of Cercospora beticola, 564 nucleotides long. RefSeq lists its product as uncharacterized. The record is from RefSeq and is a predicted model, not a curated record. Lineage: Eukaryota; Fungi; Ascomycota; Dothideomycetes; Mycosphaerellales; Mycosphaerellaceae.